Messenger RNA from Pisolithus orientalis, 2463 nucleotides. RefSeq lists its product as uncharacterized. The transcript has 7 exons. Gene Ontology annotation, biological process: intracellular magnesium ion homeostasis; magnesium ion transmembrane transport. The record is from RefSeq and is a predicted model, not a curated record. Gene Ontology annotation, molecular function: magnesium ion transmembrane transporter activity. The coding region runs from base 1 to 2280 and encodes 759 amino acids. Lineage: Eukaryota; Fungi; Basidiomycota; Agaricomycetes; Boletales; Pisolithaceae. Gene Ontology annotation, cellular component: plasma membrane.
AUGACCUCGCCGCGUGAUAUACCCGUGCUUUCGAGCUCCCCCAUCUCUGUCAGAGGCAGUCCCGUUGCACGACGUAGAAGAGACAGCGGUAGCCAAUCCGACUCAGUGGAACCAAGCUCCCGCGCACGUCAACCAGUCUAUCCCCUUUCCCUUGACCACAAUGACCCUGAUUCUCGGGAACGGCAAAGAGCCAUGGAUGUAGACAUGGCCUUGCAGCUUUCUCGUGCGCGCAGAGAGACUAUGGUCUCUCCUUCCCACUACGAACCUCCGCUAAGGGAGGAGAUGGAACCCUCCUUUCUCCUUAACACUUCGGAGCAACUCGCUUUUGGUAUCGCUCACGAUGAUGGUAUCCACCCCCUCGACCAGGAUGUCAGCGGGGUGUCUGAAGAACCACUCCAUGCAGUGAGACCAGCUGACGCUGAGCUUAGUAACCUCGAUCAAGCUCGUAACCACGCCCUGCUAGACACACCGGAGGGGCGUUACAAUCCAGCUCACCACGAGGAUGCAUCAACAUCGAUGACAGGUCUACCGAGUUAUCACGCCAAUUCUUUCCGCUCCGUCUUUGAUUUUAACCUUCUGGAAAGUUUUGCCUCAGAGGAAAAAGCUAAUCAAGGCACAACGUUCGGUAGUGAGCCGCCUCCGUUUAGACACAACAAACCAGCUGAAGGUCAAGUCGGUGAUGCAGGGCAACCAUCUUCCCAAACAGACCUAUCAAAGACUGGCAUUGAGCCUUCUAACGCACAAUCACCCCCAAACCUGCGUGUAGGCGGUCGUCACCGCAAGCUGAGCCAGAGUAGUCCAAUUCCUCGCUCCCACCGCAGAGUCACACGGGGGAAAAUGGUCCCUUUCGACCAUCGGAACGAGCCUGUUUCCCGAUUUCCAGCACAUCUCAUGGCUGAGGGACAACUCAGCACCGUCCCGUCCUCCGAUAAUCUCUCGACAAUCUGUCAGCCAUACGCCCCUGAAAACAUCAAUUCCGUCAGCGGGAUCAUGGCUCCUGUUGAUGACAGACCGUACAGAUUCUCAUUCUAUUCUAAUUCCCUGUCAGCUACAAUCCAUGCCAGAAAUCUAUCGGAACUACCCGCUGAGGGACAGUCUUUCCAAGAUUUAUUUACAGGAAUAUCUAUACCAUCUGAGGGGAGCACCUUUAAAGGUAUGUUUGCCCCCAUUCUCGUGGUUCUUCCAACGUAUGGGGGUCCAUUAGGCCGUCAAGGCAACAGCGGUUCUAACCGCAGAAGCGAGAAACCUCCAGGGGACCCUGGAAAGCCGAUCGGAAGUAGCGGAGGUGAUUAUGAAGCGAGCACAUGGUGGCUCGAUGUUCUGAGCCCCACCGAUGAGGAGAUGAAUGUUCUUAGCAAGGUGUUUGGCAUCCACCCCCUGACCACUGAAGACAUCCAAAUGGAGGAAACUCGGGAAAAAAUUGAACUAUUCCGGAAUUAUUACCUCGUUUGUUUUCGCAGCUUCGAUCAGGAUCCCUAUGGUCCCACAUACCUGGAACCGUUGAAUAUGUAUAUCGUGGUCUUUCGAGAAGGCAUCUUAUCGUUCCAUUUUCGGCCAACUCCACAUCCGCAGAACGUCCGCCGGCGCAUCAAACAGCUGAAGGAUUACAUAAAUGUCACGUCUGAUUGGAUUUCGUAUGCACUGAUUGACGAUAUUACCGACGCCUUUGGACCGCUUAUUCAAUCGAUCGAGUAUGAGGUUGACUCAAUCGACGAACUCGUGCUUAUCCUGAAGGACACGGAGCAGAGCGACAUGUUGCGCCGGAUCGGGCUAUGCAGGAGAAAAGUUCUUGGCCUUCUGAGACUUAUGGGUAGCAAGGCAGACGUUGUCAAGGGGCUCGCAAAGAGGUGUAAUGAAAACUGGAGAGUGGCACCCACGUCAGAUAUUGGGUUGUACCUGUCCGAUAUACAAGAUCAUCUUAUUACAAUGACUCAAAACUUGAACCACUACGAAAAAAUUCUGUCCCGCUCGCAUUCGAACUACCUGGCUCAGAUUUCUAUCGAGAUGACCGAUGCAAAUAACCAGAUCAAUGACGUCCUUUCGAAGCUGACUGCUUUGGGUACGAUUCUUAUACCCAUGAACCUUGUAACGGGUCUGUGGGGAAUGAACGUCCAUGUACCAGGGCAAGAUAUCACGGUACGUGAUUUCUACGUUGUCAGUUGCUCUUUGCCCAUGGGAUCCGCGCAGGAGGGUUACGCAUGGUUCAGUUCUAUUGUUGCGGCGCUCGCUGCCUUCGCUGUGAUUGGCGGUUAUACGACGUAUAAAUUUAUGAGACGGUGACGCUUCCCCCCUGUCUUUCAUAUGAUUUAUUUUCGGACGGUCAUACUUGACUACAUGUCACCUGUCGUUCGGCGUUUUAUGAAGUAUUACAAUAGGUGAUUCACGAGACCAAGCACACUACGUGGGUGUCGUAUCUGUUAAAUUCAUUCGAUACUCCUUCAACACAUACGUAAUUGCAGCACU